UUACUUCCCUUGCAGUACAGUACUCACUGCCUUCACAAAUAUCACGUGAUGAUAGAAACGGCACGUGAUUGCAAUUUACAAAAUGGACGGAACACCUUUAAAAGAAAUUCCAGCAACAUGUUUCAUUUGUUUAGAAAAUAAACGAUUUUAUUCCAUAAAAGGAAAAAAUGCAACGGAAGACGCAAUCAUCCAAAAACUAAGUUCAAUAUCAGAAUACAAAAGUAUGUCUGAUGUGCCAGCAUACCUAAAGGGCCGUGGAAGGGGGAGAGGAUUAACAGGGCCUAAACAGCCGGCCCCACAUCACAAUGGCCCAGGGAGAGGGAUGGGAACAGGCAAACAGACCAACAAAGGUCCAGUCACUAUGGAAAGAAGUGUGCCAACUGCACCAUCAGCUGAGGAGCGUUUCCAGUCAGCCAGUGAACAGAAUCAGGAGUCAAUAAAGCGACAUCUGGGAGAAAACAGUGCAGCUGUUGAUGACCUUUCUGAUGAAGAAGACGACCUUGAUGCCGGAGUGUUGCAAAAAGUCUUCCAAACAUAUACUGUAUCUGAAGGAGAUGAUUUGAACAUUGGUGCUGCACAAGACAAUCUGUUACAUUCGUUCAGGUCUGGAACAUCAGCCUGCCUUGUUUGUAUCGAUGCCAUAAAGAAAACCGACCCAAUUUGGAGCUGUGAAGGAUGUUGCGCAAUCUUUCACAUCCAAUGUAUCCAGAAGUGGGUGAAGGAUGGUGUGUAUCAUCAGAUAUACAAGUCAGAGGACGACAAUUUGAGGCCAGAAAGCAUUCCUUGGCACUGCCCAAAAUGUCGCCUGGAGUAUGACCAGCGGCGAUGCCCAACACGGUACCUGUGUUACUGUGGGAAGGUGGAGGAGCCCCAGUUUGACCCCUGGUUGGUGCCCCACUCAUGCGGCGCCACCUGCGGACGGCCCCUUAAACCAGACUGUGGACAUACAUGCCUCUUGCUCUGCCAUCCAGGUGCUUGUCCCCCUUGUCCAAAAACUGUAAGAGUUGGAUGUCAUUGCGGGAAGGCUGCGCCCCAAGUUAGGAGGUGCAGUGCCCGACCCUGGUCAUGUACCGGAGUGUGUGGACGCAGACUAACAUGUGGCCAGCACACCUGUCAACAAACUUGUCACUCCGGUGAGUGCAGUCCAUGCCCUAUGACAAGUUCACAGCGUUGUCAGUGUGGUAAAUCAUCAAGUGUGAGGCCUUGUGCUAGCCCAGACUGGCAGUGUGACCAGGUAUGUGGUAAGCGUUUAUCCUGUGGUAACCAUGUGUGCGAGUCCGUGUGCCACAGAGGGCCGUGUGGAGACUGUCCCAGGGGCGGAGUGAGGAAAUGCCCUUGCGGGAAAACUGAGUAUGAUAAGCCGUGUACAGAAGACAUCCCUACCUGUGGGGACACGUGUGGCAAGUUGCUUGCCUGUGGGAUCCACUCCUGUGUACAGAGGUGUCACUAUGGCUCAUGUGGCAGUUGCCUGCAGAUGUGUGUGAAGCGGUGCAGGUGUUCCCAGGGCAAGGAGCGUGAGGUGACGUGUAGCAAGGACUUCCUCUGUGAAACCAAGUGUACUAAGAUGAGGGACUGUGCUAAACAUCAGUGCAAGAGAAAGUGCUGUGAUGGGAACUGCCCGCCCUGUGAACAGAUGUGUAACAAACCUCUCACCUGUAAAUACCACAAAUGUAGCAGUCGCUGUCACAGGGGUCGGUGUUACCCAUGCAUGGAGACUGUGGACAUGUUCUGUUCCUGCAAAGCGACCAAGAUCACGGUGCCAUGUGGGCGAGAGAAAGUCACUAAGCCCCCAAGAUGCAACCACCCAUGCAAAAAUCCCCCAGACUGCCACCAUCCGGAGAGGAUUAAACACCGAUGUCACUUUGGGGAGUGUCCCACAUGUCGCCAGGUCUGCCAUAAACAGCUGCCCAAUUGUUCGCACGUUUGCCCUGCAUCCUGCCACACGGCCGUCAAGGUCAAGUACAAAGACAAUAAAAAGCGUGCGGGUCCGUGGGAAGGUGGCCCCAGGAUUAUAGAACAGGUGGUAGAUCGACCGUGCCCUCCCUGUAUGGUUCCAAUCGCUAUACAGUGCUACGGGAUGCAUGAGACUGGCAGUUUUGCAUGUUCAGUGGUGAAGCCGUACUCCUGUGGGCGCCAGUGUGGCAGAAACCUGAUAUGUGGCAACCACACAUGUUCCCGUAUGUGUCAUGUGGUGGAGGGCUCACAGGAGCCAGUCAUGGCCGGCACCAACUGCCAAAAGUGUGAGCUGGGCUGCCAGUUUGAGCGCCCUGAGGGUUGCACUCAUCCAUGCCAAAAGCCCUGCCACCAGGACGCCUGCCCGCCCUGCACCCAGAUGUUCCGAAUGCGCUGUCACUGUCAGGCCUCCAUCAGGCAUGUGGAGUGUUACAAGUGGGUGGCCAGUUCUGACAGCAAGAAGGAGGAGAUGAAGACUUGUGGGGGACCGUGUCCUAAAGUUCUGUCAUGUGGCCACCAGUGCAGUCUGCUGUGUCAUCCUGGUGCGUGUUCCCGUGCUGACCAGUGUGAGCGAAAAGUAACGGUCAAGUGUAAAUGCAAGAGACAGAAGCGUGAUGUCAAGUGUCGGGACAGCAAUAAAGAGAAGGCCCAACUGCAAUGUGAUGACAAGUGUAAACAGGAAAUACAAAGAAAAAAACAGAUAGAGGAUGAGGCGGCAAAACAGCAGGCGGCAGAGGAGGAGAAGAAACGCCAGGCUGAGCUUGAAGAGUAUGAACGCAAGAUGAAGGGGCGUCGCCGCAAACAACGCAAACAUGCUGAGGUGGAAGUAGAGGAGAGAUUCCUCACCCGAAACAGAACCGCCAUCUUGACCAUUAGUGCCAGUGUGCUUUGCCUAGCUGUCUUUGUCUACUAUAUAAUGACUGUUGUUUGAAUGAAUAUUUAUAAUUAUGCACAAGUGUGGGGCCAACUGGUGGCCAUAUUGGAUUUUGUCUUAAUUUUGUUAGUUUUUAAACAUCAAUAUAAAAAAUGAUGAUUCAUGCAUACCUUGGGGCGUUCAGCUUGGAUAGCCAUCAAGUCUUUGGUUUUGAUUUUGUUUACAUAUAUAGUAUACAUGAAGAUUUUGUUCUUACUGUUUCUGUUAGUUGUGAUAUAUUGUGAAGUUUCUGAAUUGUUGGAAUAGAGAGGGGGAGACCAAUGGUUUCUCUGGAAAACAAUA
Molecule: messenger RNA, 3169 nt
Organism: Mya arenaria
Lineage: Eukaryota; Metazoa; Mollusca; Bivalvia; Myida; Myidae
Product: NF-X1-type zinc finger protein NFXL1-like
Exons: 19
Coding region: 83-2884 (933 amino acids)
Biological process (GO): regulation of DNA-templated transcription
Cellular component (GO): nucleus
Molecular function (GO): RNA polymerase II transcription regulatory region sequence-specific DNA binding; DNA-binding transcription factor activity, RNA polymerase II-specific; zinc ion binding
Source: RefSeq, a predicted model, not a curated record